AUGACAACUGAAUCCGACACCAGAGAUGGCAAUUUACGAGUAUAUAGUUUCUUGUGUGCUGCUGACUUUUGUCUGUUUUUCUCCUAUGUAUUAUGCCUAGACACGGCUAACGAGUACGGUCGCGACCAAUUCCGGGAACUAAAAUUCCCUAAUAGAAGCCUUUUCAAUAUCAGUGAUGAUUCGUUCUGUGAAACUAAUACCUCGUCACAAAGGUACGAGGAAAGGAAAACUGUUCAGAAGUUAGUGUCAGAAUGGGAUGUGUACAUAUCAAUAGCCCAGGGAGUCCAGCUUAUUCUGUCCAGUAUGUUGUUUUCACCACUGAGUGAUUCCAUUGGGAGAAGGUCAUUUCUUUUCGCUGGAUCGCUUGAAGGUUUCAGUGGAAGCUGGUUUGCUCAGCUGGUCAUAGCUAUGACGGUUGUUUCUGACCUAACCAAAGCAGGAAAAUCCAGAUCCUAUUUAAUCACUGUGUUCAGUUUUAUGUACAGUGUUGGAUUUUCUUUGGGAACAUUUAGUUCUGCCUAUGUGGUUGCGUAUUGGGGAUACGAACACUCUAUGGCAAUCCCCUGUUGA
Saccostrea cuccullata (small rock oyster) is the source of this 570-nucleotide messenger RNA. RefSeq lists its product as uncharacterized. The transcript is spliced from 2 exons. Lineage: Eukaryota; Metazoa; Mollusca; Bivalvia; Ostreida; Ostreidae. Bases 1 to 570 code for a protein of 189 amino acids. Gene Ontology annotation, biological process: transmembrane transport. The record is from RefSeq and is a predicted model, not a curated record. Gene Ontology annotation, molecular function: transmembrane transporter activity. Gene Ontology annotation, cellular component: membrane.